AUGCUCCGUCGUGGGUCCGUCGAGCUCACCGUGCUCAGGAGAGCAUGUCUGGGCCGCGCUAUUGGGCUCAGGCCCGCUGUUCUCUGCGCAAACCAGCACCGCCCGAAGGCUACUCGACCAUCCCCUUCGCCCCAGGAGGCGUUGGCUCUGAGGACAUAUGCUUCCAAACGGAAGAAGUCAAAGCAGAGCAAGUCCGGGUCAGCUAGCGAUGCUGUGCAGAAACCAGGCUCGGUCGAAGGUCCACGCGGGGAGGGGACACCCAUGACGGAUCUCGAAUACCAGCAAUCGUUAUGGGAGGCGCAUAGACUGGAAUCGGCGCUGGACAUGGACGAGACCAUCCAGGACCCUGCUGCGGUGCCCGGCUUCGAAAAAGCAUCUGGGCCGGAAGCCGACGAGAGCAGAGCGACUACUGAACGGAGUCUCAAGACGGCAAAUGCCAGCAGCGCAUCGACAGAUGGCGACGCACCCAAGAAGACGAGGCGUGCUGCGGCCAGGGCGCCGAGAAAGUCGAGAAAGACGCCCAUCGAUGUCAAGACGCUGAACCCCAAGGACAUUGCCUUCACACCCGUGGAGGAGGAGGAGAAUGCUCAUCAGCCGGUGCCCGCCCUCUCCUACGGCCUCGACCGGGUCCUGUUCAACCCGGGAGUGUACCAGAUACAGGAUGCGCGGUCGCAGGUCUUCAACUUCGACCCCUACCUCACGACCAUCAUGCCCGUCGACGAGUUCGACUUCGACGCGCUCAAGGCGUACAUAACCUCCUCCAAGGACACGAAGCUACGCGAGAUGAGCAAGAAGCACGGCAUGAAGUACUGCGGGUCGACAUCCAGCAUGACGUCCAUCCUCGCCCACUUUCACUACCUGCUGUCGGCCUGGAGGAAGCCCAAUUUCUCCUCCCUCUCACAGUCUCUCGAGCUCGACUCGACAAAUUUCACGCGGCUGACCAGGGCGCCCGCCUCUGCCUACGCGCGGCUGAACGAUGGCGUGUACGCCAUCGAUGCAGACAAGGAAUUUGACAAGGAGAACAUCCUCAGCACGCUUGGAAAAUCUAUGGAGAAGCUCCUCACCCUGCCGAGGGAGGAGUUCGAAAAGUACCGCCGCACGCGGUCCCACCUCAUCACCGAGGAGGAGCGCAACGCCGACGAGGCCUACCACUAUACGACGCUGGGCGACUUCCUGAUGCGGUCGCAGCUGGACGCGCGCGACGCUCGACUACCGGGCACGGGCAUUUUUGAUCUCAAGACCAGGGCAGUCGUCUCGAUCCGCAUGGAUGUGCAGGAGUACGAGAAGGGCCGGGGCUACGAGAUCCGCAAGCGCUUUGGCCAGUGGGAGUCGUUUGAGCGCGAGUACUACGACCUGAUCCGCGCCGCCUUCCUCAAGUACUCGCUGCAGGUGCGCAUGGGUCGCAUGGACGGCAUCUUCCUCGCCUACCACAAUACCCAGCGCAUCUUUGGCUUUCAGUACGUCAGCCUCGAGGAGAUGGACCACGCCAUCCACGGCACCAGCGACCGCAGGCUCGGUGACCUCGAAUUCAAGGCCAGCGUCGCCCUCCUCAACGACCUUCUCGACCGUGCCACGAAGCGCUUCCCAGGACGCAGCCUACGCUUCCACGUCGAGACGCGCGACACCAAAGUGCCCCUGACGUAUUUCUUUGCCGAGCCCGUCACCGAGGAGGACUUUGAGCAGUCGCGCGAGGAGGCCAAGCGCUCCGUCGAGGCGGUGCAGAAGGACAUCAUGGACAUGAGGGACGAGCAGCGUGCCGCCGAGAAGAUCUCUGGGCAGGGGGACCUACCCGAGCAGAUCGGCGAGGCGGCGGAUGAGUCCGGGCCUGGCACGUCGGCGCCAGGCAAGACAGCCGAGGCCGAGCAGAGCGACGAGGACGGCUGGGAGGAGAUGAUUGCCAUGAUGGAGAGCAUCGCCGAGGAGGUGUCCGACGAGACGAAGCCCGAGGUGGCUGAUCAGACCCCGGUCGAGAAGGAGAAGGAAGGGGAGCCAGAAUCGACAGAGGCAGCGACGGCGUCAGCCGAAGGGUCCGCCACGGCGCAAGGCAAACCGCCCCGCGAGAUUCUGGGCAUGUACGUCACGGUACGCAACAAGGUCAACGGGGAACUGGUAGACCGCCCGGAGGAUUCACCCCGCGAUUGGUCGGUGCAGUACGCCAUCAACGAGAUUUCCGAGUCCGAGGCUCAGAGGAUCUACCCCAGCCUGCGGGCGAGGCGGUCGCGCAUCCUCAGAAACGACAAGACGACAGUGCCGGACAAGUGGAGGGACUCGUACCGCGAUCGGCUCAAGGACAUGGCCAAGCAGGGGGAGAGGUAUCGCCAGAAGGUGGAGCGAAUGCAGGAGGGCAAAGUCGUGUAUGUCGCCUGGGAUGAGAAGCCGCUCCCUCCUAGGGCGAGGAUCGAGGGUGUGGACCGGGGAGAGGGGGCGUAG
Messenger RNA from Geosmithia morbida, 2430 nucleotides. RefSeq names its product Mitochondrial protein Pet127. The coding region runs from base 1 to 2430 and encodes 809 amino acids. Gene Ontology annotation, cellular component: mitochondrial envelope; mitochondrion. Gene Ontology annotation, biological process: mitochondrial RNA 5'-end processing. The record is from RefSeq and is a predicted model, not a curated record. Lineage: Eukaryota; Fungi; Ascomycota; Sordariomycetes; Hypocreales; Bionectriaceae. The transcript is spliced from 2 exons.